GCAAACUGUUGACAUCAUUGUUCCAGAGAGAUCAGCCUGUUGGCGCAGUUUCGCUGCCAGUGUUGGCAUGGGAGGUUAGAGAGGAGUGGAUGGGUUGGGAGGGAAAGGCCUAUAAAUGCAGCGUAGGACUGCUGAGCAGUACCCAUCUUAAGCCGAGUUAGACCAGCUCUGAGCUUGCAACAUUCUCCGACUCCCACUAUGGAUAUUCCCAUUCAGUACCCCUGGUACCGCCGCACUUUCCCAAGCCGGUUUUCUGACCUCUCCUUGGCCGAGCCGCUCGCUGACUGGCCACUGAUGGGGCCCUUCUCCUGGUCCUUCCCGUGGAUGAGGCCUUCGUUCAUGCGCUGGUUCAACUGGCCGGAAAAUGGACACAGUGAGAUGCGGGUGGAGAAGGACCGCUUUGUCAUUUAUCUGGAUGUGAAGCACUUCUCCCCCGACGAGCUGUCCGUCAAUGUCAGCGACGAUUUCAUCACGGUCGUGGCCAAACACGAGGAGAGACAGGAUGAUCACGGCUUUGUGUCGAGAGAGUUUCUGAGGAAGUAUAGGCUUCCCUCCGGCGUGCUAGGGGCCGACAUCACCUCCAAUCUGUCUUCCGACGGCGUGCUGAUAAUCGCGGCGCCUCGGUCGUCUUCCGGGCCAGACCGCAGCAUUCCCAUCUCCUUCGAAGAUGGCACACAGAAACAAAAAAUGUAGAGCCCUCUGACAGCUGUGGAACUAAUUUAGUACUAACCCACUGCUACUGGUUUAUAUGUUGGCAUUUUGGCUCACAAAAUAGGUCAGGCAAGUAAAAAAAACUAAACAAAAAAUACAUGCUUAACCUGCUAACUACUUAUAGUAAGUGAUGGGUCUUGAAGACAAUUACCUCUGGACCAAAAAUUGGAGCCUAUAUAACUAUCUCUAUAUUAAGCUCCAGAAAAUGCGUUUUUUUUUAAUCAUAGUGCUAUUUUUGGUAAAAAUAUCCACAAAUCUACCUAAAUUGUUCCCAGUAUAUUCCUUUCCUUCACCAGGUGUGUGAAUAUCACACAAAGCCUGAGAAAGCUCCGCAUUGAGGAGACCAAACCAACCAUUGGGAAGCCAGUUUGCUCGGUUUGGUGGGGAAAAAAUGAUGUCUAAGACUUACAUUGUCUGACUCAUUACAGAAAUUCCAGCUUUGCUCUGUUUUCUGUGUGAUAACGGCCCUGGUUUCUGUGAGAGAGGAGGAGGAGCAUCUGUGGGAUCCCUUGUUUUUUUUGUUUUUUUUAUUCAAAAAGCCACAGAAAAACUUAGGGCCAGGUUGGCGCCAAAUGGAGAGAGCGCCAAAUGGAGAAAGAGCAGGCAGGAGUAGGUUGCAGUGUAAAGGAUGAGCACAAGAGCCAUUCUCAUCAAUGUGUUCUGUAAUCGACAGUGAGUGCAUUUUUACUUGUGAACCCAACACCGUUGUUGUUAAACUGGCUGUGACUGCUGACAUGUUAACAUAGAAAACAAUAGUUAGAAUAAACAAAGAAACUCAAAUUUG
Molecule: messenger RNA, 1495 nt
Organism: Fundulus heteroclitus (mummichog)
Lineage: Eukaryota; Metazoa; Chordata; Actinopteri; Cyprinodontiformes; Fundulidae
Gene: cryabb
Product: crystallin, alpha B, b
Exons: 3
Coding region: 199-693 (164 amino acids)
Biological process (GO): response to heat; protein refolding
Molecular function (GO): protein folding chaperone
Source: RefSeq, a predicted model, not a curated record